Molecule: messenger RNA, 1134 nt
Organism: Orycteropus afer afer
Lineage: Eukaryota; Metazoa; Chordata; Mammalia; Tubulidentata; Orycteropodidae
Gene: P2RY2
Product: purinergic receptor P2Y2
Biological process (GO): phospholipase C-activating G protein-coupled receptor signaling pathway; positive regulation of mucus secretion; blood vessel diameter maintenance
Cellular component (GO): plasma membrane
Molecular function (GO): G protein-coupled UTP receptor activity; G protein-coupled purinergic nucleotide receptor activity; A1 adenosine receptor binding
Source: RefSeq, a predicted model, not a curated record
AUGGCGGCAGGCCUGAACCCCUGGAAUGGCACCAACAAUGACACCUGGGAUGGGGAUGAACUGGGCUAUAGGUGCCGCUUCAACGAGGACUUCAAAUACGUGCUGCUGCCCGUAUCCUAUGGUGUGGUGUGUGUGCUCGGGCUGUGUCUGAACACUGUGGCACUCUAUGCCUUCCUGUGCCGCCUCAAGACUUGGAACGCCUCCACCACGUACAUGUUCCACCUGGCUGUGUCAGAUGCAUUGUACGCGGCCUCUCUACCACUACUGGUCUACUAUUACGCCCGCGGUGACCACUGGCCCUUCAGCACAGUGCUCUGCAAGCUGGUGCGCUUCCUCUUUUACACCAACCUUUACUGCAGCAUCCUCUUCCUUACCUGCAUCAGCGUGCACCGAUGCCUGGGCGUCUUACGCCCCCUGCGCUCACUGCGCUGGGGCCGGGCUCGCUAUGCCCGCAGGGUGGCAGCUGCUGUGUGGGUGCUGGUCCUGGCCUGCCAGGCACCUGUGCUCUUCUUUGUCACCACCAGUACUCGUGGCACCCGCAUUACCUGCCAUGACACCUCAGCACCCGAGCUCUUUGGUCAUUUUGUGGCCUACAGUUCCGUCAUGUUGGGCCUGCUCUUCGCCGUGCCCUUUGCCAUCAUCCUGGUCUGUUAUGCGCUCAUGGCACAGAGGCUGCUAAAGCCAGCCUACGGGGCCACCGGAGGCCUGCCGCGGGCUAAGCGCAAGUCAGUGCGCACCAUUGCUGUGGUGCUGGCUGUCUUUGCCCUCUGCUUCCUGCCUUUCCAUGUCACCCGCACCCUCUACUACUCCUUCCGCUCACUUGACCUCAGCUGCCACGUCCUCGACGCCAUCAACACGGCUUACAAGAUCACCCGGCCUCUGGCCAGUGCCAACAGUUGCCUUGACCCCGUGCUCUACUUCCUGGCUGGGCAGAGGCUUGUGCGUUUUGCCCGUGAUGCCAAGCCACCUGUAGACCCCACCCCUACCACCCGGGCUCACCGCAGGCUGGGCAUACGCAGGUCUGGCAGAAGUGACACCAAGAGGACAGAGGACCGGUCAUCCAGCAGUGAGGGCUCUAGACAGACAGAGUCUACGCCAGCUGGUGGCGAGAACACUAAGGAUGUCCGGCUGUAG